Molecule: messenger RNA, 3603 nt
Organism: Rotaria sp. Silwood1
Lineage: Eukaryota; Metazoa; Rotifera; Eurotatoria; Philodinida; Philodinidae
Source: the annotation of a GenBank genome assembly
AUGCUAAAAAUGUCAAAUGAUGAACGAUUAAGAUCAUUGACAAUUAUUUAUUAUACAUCAAUGGGAUGUUUAAAUAUGAUACUACCUAUUGAUGAUGAUCAACAUUUACAAGAUAUUGUAUCAUCAGUUGUUUCCUAUGAUGUAAAAUAUCCAUUUUAUCAUAAUAAAUCGAAAAAUCUACGAAUGCGUCUUAUCAUCGAUAUUGGUAAUUUACUUGAUAUACUUAUAGAGAAUAAUUCAGAUAAUGUUAAUUCAAUUAAAUUAGCUCUUAAAAUAUAUUCAUUAUCAUCAAUCUUUUAUGGUAUAACAAAAGAUGAUAUUUAUAAAUUGUCUAGAGAUAUUCAAUCUAAUAAAAGAUUAAUUAAGAAUAAACUUUCUGAUAAACGACAAAAUCCUCGUUUUCUAUCAAUUAAAAGUGUUGAAUUACAAUUCAAAAAAAUUGAAAUGAAUAAUUGUCAAAUAUUGACUGAAAUUGAUAAAAAAAUUAUAUUAAAAUUAUUUGAUUUAUCAAUUAAUCGAUAUAGUGAAGUAGAGUUAAAUUUUUUUCCAAUAAACAAUUUCAAAGAUAAAUAUUUUAGGACAUGGAAACAACAAAAAUCAAUAAUGCCAUUAUUAUGUCUUCUUCUACAAAAGAAUGUAUCUAUUCCACAUUCAUGUAUUCAAACAUUUGUUGAUUUUCUUAUUCAUGAUAAUAUGGAAUUACGACAGUGUGCUACAAAAGGCAUUGUAGCAUUAUGUCAUUUACAAAAACCACCUCGAAUUUAUGCAGAAAAAAUUCUGCAUAAUAUAAAUCAAUCAUCAUCAAAUAUCGACAUAAAUAAUAAUUAUUCAGUCGAUUAUAAUGAUAACUCAUGGAUAACAAUCGAUAGUUUUAAACCACCAGAGGCACAAAUCGAAUGGGAACAAAUAUGUUUUUUAGAUAAAUCAUUUUAUGGUUAUUAUACAUGGCCAAAAAUAAUUAAAUAUUCAAUAAAUACAAGAAUACGCUAUACUCAACAUACAAUGCCUGAAAAUGUAGCUAUUUUAUAUAAUCGUUUUAUUGAUAAGAAUUUUCUUAAGCAAUUUAUAAAAUUAAUAAUUUUCGAUGAAGAUAAUGAUAUAAUAAAUUUUAAUAAAACUAGAUUUACAACAUUUAAAAGUCUCUUUUGUAAUUUUGGUUCUGUAUUUAUUGAUAAUUUUAAGGAAUUAUUAUAUUUACUUAUUUAUGAAGAGAUGAAAGAAAACGAAAAAGGUAGUCAUCGAGUAGCAACUGAAAUUGUUGUCGGUAUGAUUCUUGGUUCAAAAAAUUUUCAAUGGCGUAUUCCAUCUAUUUGGUAUUCUAUACAUCAACAAGCUAAAAUAUUAUUCGAUCAUCCAUCGAAAUCUAUACGAAAAAUAUCAAUAUCACUUAGCUUAGAUAUAACAUUAUCUAAUAAAAAUUUGAUACAUGAACCUAAUGUUAAUCAAUUUUUUGAUGAUAUAUGUGAACGAUUACGAGAAGUCAUUGAAAUUUAUGAUAAGAAACCAUUAAUCAAUGCCUCGAAUCAAGCAAUUACAUUGGAAUUUGAAAGUUGUAAAGCAUUAAAUUUUACAGAAACAGUGUGUAUAAAUUCGAAAUGGCAUGCACAUCGAGCUGCUAUUGAUUUUAUUCAAAAUAUGAUCUUUUGUAAUUUAUUCAAUGCUCGUCAAUAUGCUAAACAAUUACAUAGACUUGUAAUUAAAUGUUUAUUUGAUGAACAACUUGAACAAUACUUUUGUAUGAUGAGUAAGACUAAUUAUUUUACAAUAAUCGAUAGUAAAAAAGUAACAUUGACAAAGAAUAUUAUUACACGACAUGGAGGUAUUUUGGGUUUAUGUGCCAUGGUUCUCUCAAGUCCAUAUAAUAUUUCAUCUUAUAUAUCAGACGCAUUAAUAUUUCUUUGUAAACAUUCAAAUGAUCGUCAUAUGAUACAAGUGAAACUUCUGACUGAUCAACUAGAAAAUGUAUUACAAGCAAUAGCUAGUUCUCAAGCUCGACGUCGAUUUUAUGCUGAAGAUCCGAUUACAUUUGAUAUAUUCAAUAGAAAUAUUGAUCGUACAUCAACAGAUCUCAAUGGUGAAUUCAUGUUUUCUCGACUUCUGAUUGAUACACUUCUUCGAAUGAACACUUAUGAAACAGAUAGAUCUGAAUUUAUUGAUCUUUGUAAAAUUCAAUAUCAGACAAAUCCAUUUGAACUAAUUAGUUUACAUAAUUUUGAGCUUACUUAUUCAGCUGAUCAAGCUCUUCAAUGGUACACAAAAGAAUCAUUCUUAUAUCGUCUAUUGAACAAAGCACUUCGAGUGCGAAAUAUUGAUUUACUCUAUCUCAUUCGAUUCUUUAUUCGUGAUUUGUACAAACAAUUAACACAAAUACGAUGCUCAACACCUCAGCGUGUCUUUCGUGGUCAAUUGAUGUCGGUCGAAGAGUUUCAAGUAUUUCAACAAUCACUUGGACAAUGUGUUUCUAUGAAUUCAUUUAUUUCAACUAGUCUAAAUCGAGAUUUAGCUCUUUUCUAUCUAGGCGAUAGAAUAAACGAUAGUGAAAAUGGUCCAAAACGUCUCUUAUUCGAAAUCAAUGCUGAUCCUUUGAUUGAAUCUAGCAAACCAUUUGCUGAAAUAUCUUCAUUUAGUAAUUUUCCUGAAGAAGAAGAAGUUCUUUUCAUGCUCGGAAGUGUUUUUCAUCUUGAUUCUAUUGUCUUUGAACCAAAUGAACGAAUUUGGAGUGUCGAAAUGACAUUACGUAGUGAUAAUGAACAUCAAACAAAAAAUGUUUAUGAAAAAAUGCGAAAUGAAUUAUGUGCUGGUGAUGAAACACCAAAUUUAAUUCAUUUGGGAAACAUCCUUUACGAUAUGGGACAGUUUGAAAAAGCUGAAAAAUAUUUCCGUCGUCUCCUCAACAAUCUACCAAAUGAACAUCCAGAUAUCGCAAAUUGUUACCAUAAAUUAGGUCUCGUAAUGAAUGCUCAAGGUGAUCAUCAAGGUGGAUUGAAAUUGCUUCAAAAAGGUUUACAAAUACGUUUAGAAACUUUACCAUCAAAUCAUGAACAUAUCGGAAAUAGUUACAAUAGUAUUGGAUUUAUAUAUGAAGACACAUAUGAUUAUCAAUCAGCAAUCGAAUGGUACAAGAAAGGUUUAAUCUUUUAUCGAGACAUACAUGGUGAUGAACAUCCAAAAAUUGCUUUAUCUCUCAAUAAUAUUGGUAUGAUGUAUAAUAAGCUACAUAAAUAUAAUGAAGCUCUUGAAUGUCACUGCAAGGCUCUUGCUAUGAAAGAGAAAUUUCUUCCUGUUGAUCAUCCACAAACAGGCAACUCUUUGCAUAAUAUCGGCGAAGUCUAUAGAAGUUUGGGCGAAUAUGAUAAAGCACGAGACUAUUAUAAAAAAGCUCUUGAUAUGUACGUUAAAACUCGGCCAUAUCUUCACGCAAAUACUGCUUAUAUUUCAACUAGCUUGGGUCUUUUAUACGAAAUGAUGAAUAUGCUUGAUGAGGCCCUUGAAUAUUUAUACAAAGCAGAAGACAUUUUCGUUCAAUUGGCUCUAUCAGAAACCCAUCCGUAUCAUCACAGAGUGAAAGAAGCAAUUGCACGUAUUGUAACCAAGAGAAACUAA